Molecule: messenger RNA, 1301 nt
Organism: Ostrinia nubilalis (European corn borer)
Lineage: Eukaryota; Metazoa; Arthropoda; Insecta; Lepidoptera; Crambidae
Product: pancreatic lipase-related protein 2-like
Exons: 4
Coding region: 200-1279 (359 amino acids)
Biological process (GO): lipid catabolic process
Molecular function (GO): lipase activity
Source: RefSeq, a predicted model, not a curated record
CAACCGCAUGGUCAUUGCACCAUCGCCAUUUUUAUCUGUCCCCGCCAUAGACGACAUUUUGGCGCCAAUUUGUGACGUUUAACUUUUUAAAAUGACAGCCACUGGACAAAAGAAAUGCAAAAAUGCCAUGUGAUACUAGAAUUAAUGAAAAACUUAGUACAAUUUUAAUUUAUUAGUAUAAAUUAAUAGUUUUUACGAAAUGUCAGUUAUAGUGUACGUGAUGUUAUGUACAAUUGUUUUUCCUGUUUUGUGUGGAGACAUCGAUCCAAGGAUGGAGCAGGGAUACCCCAGGGGCCUUAUGUCAGUAUGUCCAGGGUCCACAAAGCCAGCUACCAUCCCGAAGAGCCAGCUCCGUUACCUCAAGUUUGUGGUGCAGGGCAAGGGUCAGACGAGGCAGAAGUACACCUACUGGACUGCCAAGCUCAUAGCUGAUGAUCCAAGGAUAGACUUCCAGAGGAAGACCAUGCUCCUGGCGCUUGGCUACCUGGACAGCACCAGCUUCCCGAUCUCCGCCAUGCUGGCCAACGAGUACGAGGCCAGAGGGUACAAUGUCAUCAUCGUAGACAACCAGAGAUUCGCCACAGUUCACUAUUAUUUAGCGAGUCGUCUAAUGCGUCCUGUAGGCAAACAUGUAGCCGAAGUCUUAGCUCAACUGACGUCUUUCGGCCUGGACCCCUCAAACUUAGAGCUCCUAGGUUUCAGCCUAGGAGGCCAGACAAUCAGCUACAUCGCGAAAAACUUUCGAACCAUAACAGGCCGAAAUAUAUCCAAGAUAACCGCUUUAGAGCCUUCUGGACCUUGCUUCAGGUUCUUAAACUCUGAUGACAGGCUGGAUGCCUCAGACGCAGACUUCGUGCAGGUCAUCCACACCAAUAUUGAUGGGUAUGGAAUGGCGAUCAAGAUGGGGCAUGUGGAUUUCUACGUGAAUGGGGGAGAAUACCAGCCUUCAGAACUGCAGUUAUACCCUUGCGUUUCUACGUGCAGUCAUUUCAGGGUGCUUCCCCUUUGGGUGUCAGCGUUAAAGAAUCCAAAGCAUUUUAUAGCUGUCAAAUGUGACAGCAUACAGCAGGCAAGAGACGCGAAAUGCUAUGACCGAAGACCUUUUGAAACAAACGUCAUGGGUUUGAGGGUGAACACCAGUAACCAUGGGAUUUUCUACCUAUCAACUAGCAAGGGGUAUCCGUUUUACUUGGGACGUGACGGGCUAAAUCCAGAGUUCGCUUCGUGGAAGACGAUAACUGAUGUAAAUGAUGGCGAUGAUACAGAAAUUUAUACGUAGUUAUUAAAUUUUAGAAGAACGA